Ziziphus jujuba (common jujube) is the source of this 6811-nucleotide messenger RNA. Its product is annotated as 1-phosphatidylinositol-3-phosphate 5-kinase FAB1B. The transcript is spliced from 12 exons. Gene Ontology annotation, cellular component: endosome membrane. Bases 880 to 6378 code for a protein of 1832 amino acids. Gene Ontology annotation, molecular function: metal ion binding; ATP binding; 1-phosphatidylinositol-3-phosphate 5-kinase activity. Gene Ontology annotation, biological process: phosphatidylinositol phosphate biosynthetic process. The record is from RefSeq and is a predicted model, not a curated record. NCBI's taxonomy places the organism in Eukaryota, Viridiplantae, Streptophyta, Magnoliopsida, Rosales, Rhamnaceae.
CUUGACAUGCGGUUGGAGUGCAUAGCGUCUUUUCCACAUGACACGAAAAACAAAGAAAAUUAAAAACAAAUAAAUAAUUUUAUUAAAAAAUGAAAAACACCCAUCAAACACGAACGCGAUGCACAGCGAUUGAAACAGAAAGUUGGAAGACAGAGUGGGAAGUGCAGAGAAAGAAGGUAGAAAAAUUCCAGAAAAAUUGAAUCUUUUACGAGAUAUUUGGAUUCGGGCGGUGCGCCAAUAUUCGGAAACGAAAGGGGGAGUCGUCCAAAGCCACUGAAUUGUCAUAAAAUUCUGGAAUAUCUUGGGUUCCAGUGAAUUUGGGGGAUUAGAGGCACGCCCACCACUAUCCAUACUGAAUUUGGGUCCUCGGCCUGAUUUCACCGUAGGAUAUUAUUGAAUUUGUUGGGCGCUUUCUGGGAAAUUCACAAAAGUCAAUUCAUUUGGAGGUAAUUCUUAUUACAACUCUUUGAUUCAGACUCCAAUAAUCGUUUUCCUGUAGAGAAAUGAUUAGUGUUGUGCCUCCUUCUGAUUGUGCAUAAACUAAUAAAAAUCUCUUAAGAAAUGUGGAUUCAUUUCAACUAUUGUCGGCAUGACUUUAGUUUCUAUACUCGAUAAGAAAUGUGGAUUCAUUUCAGCUUUUGUCGGCAUGACUUUAGUUUCUGAACUCAGUCUUAUGGUUCAUUGCUCUUCUAAGAUUACAGAACGUACUGAGUUUUGAGUUCAGACGUGGGUUAUCUUUGUCAAGUUUCGCAAUCGCUUUAUAUUUGGAGUUGGGUUCUAUUCCUGCCAGGUCCUUGACUAGUGAUUUAAGGGCUCUUUCUUUCUUAGAUCGGCCAAUGACCCAUUCAUGAUGAGUGGGAUUGGGUGGGACCAUUUUCGAUGGGCACCCCCGACAAAAAACUGUCAGAGCUAGUUGACAUAGUUAAGUCCUGGAUCCCUCGGAGGUCUGAGCCUGCGAAUGUGUCCAGGGACUUUUGGAUGCCCGAUCAGAGCUGUAGGGUAUGUUAUGAGUGUGACUCCCAGUUCACAGUAUUUAAUCGUAAGCAUCAUUGCCGGUUAUGUGGACGAGUUUUCUGUGCCAAGUGUACAGCAAACUCAAUUCCUGCACUGUCCAAUGAGCCAAGGAGUGGUCGAGAAGAUUGGGAGAGGAUUAGGGUCUGUAAUUAUUGCUACACGCAAUGGGAGAAAGGGACAGCAACAGUUGAUAAUGGGGCUGGUGCACCCAGCCCUGCCCUCAGUCCAUCACCAUCUGCAACAAGCUUGGCCAGCACUAAGUCCAGCUGCACGUGCCACAGCAGCAACAGCACUAUUGGUUCUACGCCUUAUUCAACUGGGCCUUAUCAGCAUGUUCCAUGUAGUUCUAGCCUUAGCCCUCGUCAAUCUGCCAAGGUGGAUUCAGCUAUAGUUCAAAAUGGGAACAUAGCAUCUCAGAAGAGCAUAAAUAAUGAUGCAGUCAUGGAGGAUUCAUUACCCAAUCAAUUUGGAUUUUGCAUGAACAGGAGUGAUGAUGAAGAUGAUGACUAUGGUGCUUAUCGUUCAGGUUCAGAAACAAGGCAUUUCUCUCAAGUUGAUGAUUAUUAUGACGCAGUUAAUGUUGAUGGGGUUGACCAUGUUUAUGGUCCACAUAAAAUGCGUCCAAACGGAGAUAACAUUGACUCCAAAAGUUUGAGUUCCUCACCACCCUUGCAUGAGAACUUUGAUAAACUGGGUGUGGGGGGUGUUAAAAAUGUUGGGGAAGAAACUGAUAGACACUAUAAUGGUGAUGACUGUGAAGCUGCUCCAUAUGUGGACAGCACAAGUACUGAGCCUGUGGAUUUUGAGAACAAUGGACUGCUCUGGCUUCCUCCAGAGCCAGAGGAUGAAGAGGAUGAGAGAGAAGCUGCUUUAUUUGAUGAUGAUGAUGAUAAUGAUGAGGGUGCUACAGGCGAGUGGGGGUAUCUACGCUCUUCAAGCAGCUUUGGUAGUGGAGAGUUUCGUAGUAGGGACAAGUCAAGUGAGGAGCACAGAAAAGCCAUGAAGAAUGUGGUGGAGGGACAUUUUAGAGCUUUGGUAUCUCAGCUUUUGCAGGUUGAAAACCUUCCAGCAGGCGAAGAUGAUGACAGAGAAAGUUGGUUGGAGAUAAUUACUUCUUUGUCAUGGGAAGCUGCAACUCUUCUCAAGCCAGAUACGAGCAAAGGUGGAGGAAUGGAUCCUGGGGGGUAUGUCAAGGUCAAAUGCAUAGCUUGUGGGCGUCGCAGUGAGAGUAUGGUGGUUAAAGGAGUUGUUUGUAAGAAAAAUGUGGCUCAUCGCCGAAUGACAUCAAGGAUAGAUAAACCACGUUUUCUUAUACUUGGAGGAGCCUUGGAGUAUCAGCGUGUUUCUAACCUCUUGUCAAGUUUUGAUACAUUGUUGCAGCAGGAAAUGGACCAUUUGAAGAUGGCAGUUGCUAAGAUUGAUGCUCACCACCCUAAUGUUCUGUUGGUGGAGAAGUCUGUAUCUCGAUAUGCUCAGGAAUACCUUCUAGCAAAGGACAUAUCACUUGUUUUGAACAUUAAGAGGCCACUUUUAGAGCGUAUAGCCCGCUGCACUGGGGCACAAAUAGUCUCUUCAAUUGAUCAUCUCACAUCACCAAAGCUGGGGUAUUGUGAUAUGUUCCAUGUGGAGAAAUUUAUUGAAGAGCAUGGCAGUGCUGGGCAAGGUGGGAAGAAACUAAUGAAGACUCUAAUGUUCUUUGAGGGAUGCCCGAAACCAUUUGGUUGUACUAUUUUGCUCAAGGGUGCUAGUGGAGAUGAGUUAAAGAAGGUGAAACAUGUGAUCCAGUAUGGAGUUUUUGCUGCUUAUCACUUGGCCAUGGAGACAUCCUUUCUGGCUGAUGAAGGCGCUUCACUUCCGGAACUCCCUCUGAAAUCUCCGAUAACUGUUGCAUUACCCGAUAAACCGUCAAGUAUUGACAGGUCGAUUUCUAUUGUACCUGGUUUUAGCAUUGCAGCAACUGGAAAGUCUCCGGGUCCUGAAGGUGCAAGCGAACUACAGAAAUCCAACAAAAGUUUUACGUCAGAUAAGCACUUAUCUACAAAUGAUGAUCACAUUUUGAAAUUGGAAGGAUAUGAUUCAACUUAUGCAUGUACAGUUCCUUGUCAUUCCCCAAACUCUAUAAGAUCCAAUUCUUCCUUCACUUCCUUGUGCCCUACAGGACAGCUUAUAGCAGAAUCAUAUCAUAAUGGUCAAAUUUGUCCCUCUAAGUGUCCUGAAGAAACUUUUCAAGCUAAAACAGUUUACACUGGAGAGCCUGUGGUAGAUAAUAGUUUAAUUUCAACUUCUUCUGGCAUGUCAAAGGCUAAUGGAAAAGGUGUUGAUAUGAGCCAUUCUGAUGGCAAUGCAUUGAAUGCAAAUCGCUUUGGUGCACCAGAGGUGCCAUCCGUAAUGCAUUAUUCUAAUCAUCGUAAUGAGGAGGUGGGAUCUUCAAAGGAAGAGUUUCCUCCCUCACCCUCAGACCAUCAAAGCAUUUUGGUGUCCUUAUCGACACGUUGUGUGUGGAAGGGAACUGUGUGUGAACGGGCCCAUCUCUUUCGAAUUAAAUACUAUGGAAGUUUUGAUAAGCCUUUGGGGCGGUUUUUACGUGAUGACUUAUUUGAUGAGAGUUAUCACUGUCGGUCAUGUGGCAUGCAAUCAGAAGCACAUGUUCAUUGUUAUACACAUAGACAAGGGAGCCUUACAAUAUCUGUUAAAAAACUCCAAGAGUUUCUCCUACCAGGGGAAAAGGAAGGUAAAAUCUGGAUGUGGCACAGGUGCCUGAGGUGUCCCAGAACCAACGGCUUCCCUCCAGCCACUCGAAGAGUGGUAAUGUCUGAUGCAGCCUGGGGUUUAUCUUUCGGGAAAUUUUUGGAGCUAAGCUUUUCAAAUCAUGCAGCAGCUAGCAGAGUGGCAAGCUGUGGUCAUUCCCUUCACAGAGAUUGCCUCCGCUUCUAUGGUUUUGGGAGAAUGGUCGCUUGCUUUCGCUAUGCAUCUAUUGAUGUUCACUCUGUUUACCUUCCCCCAUCAAAACUUGAAUUUUACUACAAUGAUCUGGAUUGGAUACAAAAAGAAGUAAAUGAGGUACAUAAGCAGGCUGAACUCCUUUUUACAGAGGUGCAGAAUGCUCUUCGUCAGAUUUCACUGAAGAUAUCUGCUACAGGGUCGCAGGAUGGUGGCAUGAGUACGCAUGAACUGCAUAAGCAAAUUGGAGAACUGGAAGGGAUGCUACAGAAGGAGAAAGAAGAAUUUGAGGAAUCAUCACGCAAAUCAUUGUGUACAGAGUUUAAACCUGGCAAACCUGCAAUUGAUAUUCUUGAAAUCAAUAAAUUGCGGAGACAGAUACUCUUCAGCUCAUAUGUUUGGGACCAACGCCUGGUACAUGCAGCCAGUAUAAACGUCAACAAUCUCCAGGAAGGUUUGAGUUCUUCCCUCCCAAAACUCAAGGAGAAACCUAUCAAUCGUAUAGAGAAGAUUGUUGAGAUGAAUUCUACCUCCAAACCAGGUAAAGGAUUUAGCAGUUGUGAUUCCUUUCUUGAAAAAAAUCCUGAUACAAACCUUAAUCAACAAGGAAGUGCUGGCCAAUUGGGCCAGUCUGCUGGAGUUCAGAAAGAAAAUGAAACAGGAUUGGACCAAAGUCAUGGAAAUGAGACUGAUCUUUACCUUUCUUUCAAUGAAAAUAUCAAUGAUAAAUCUGAUCCUAUGGAAACUGGAAAGCUGGUGAGGAGGGCCCUCUCAGAGGGUGAGUAUCCAAUAGUGCCAGAUUUAUCCGAUACGCUUGAUGCUGCUUGGACUGGUGAAAGUCACCCAACUAGUAUAGCAUCAAAAGAGGAUGGCCAUUCUUUUGCCGAUUCAACUACGGUAGAUUCUUCAACUGUGUUAAGUAUGGUUCCAGCAAAUUCAAAUGUGGAAAAUUCUGCUGUUGACUUGGGUAAGAUUGAGGCAGCUCGUUCUGUUGGCUCUGCAUUACCUCUAAAGCGGCAAGAAAACAUUGAAAACUCCACAAGGUGGGUAGGAAUGCCAUUUCCAAAUAGUUCAUUCAAGAGUUUGCCAUUGAGUGUUCAAAAACUUUGCAAUGGUGACUACAAUCCUGUCUACGUUUCACUUCUUCGGGAAUUGGAACGGCAAAGUGGUGCCCGGUUGCUUCUGCCGGUUGGUGUUAACGACACCGUUGUCCCCAUUUAUGAUGAUGAGCCCACUAGUAUUAUAGCAUAUACACUUGUCUCGCCAGAUUAUCAUUCACAGAUGUCUGAGUCUGAGAGAUUAAAAGAUGCUGGGGAUUCUUCUGUCUCUUUACCACUUUUUGAUUCGGUGAAUCUACUCUCACUUAACUCUUUUGAUGAGUCAGUUGCUGAUACCUACAGAGGUCUAGGUUCUCUUGAUGAGAGCAUCCUAUCUGUGUCUGGGUCGCGCAGUUCUCAUGUUGUGGAUCCACUCCACUAUUCAAAGGAUUUGCAAGCUAGAGUUUCUUUUACCGAUGAUGGCCCUCUUGGGAAGGUGAAGUACACAGUGACUUGCUACUAUGCGAAACGAUUUGAGGCUCUAAGGAGGAUAUGUUGUCCUUCUGAAUUGGAUUUCAUAAGAUCUCUUAGUCGCUGUAAGAAGUGGGGUGCCCAGGGUGGCAAGAGCAAUGUUUUCUUUGCAAAAACCUUGGAUGAUCGAUUUAUAAUCAAACAGGUUACAAAGACAGAACUGGAGUCAUUUAUCAAGUUUGCACCAGCUUAUUUUAGGUAUUUGUCCGAGUCCAUCAGUUCUGGAAGCCCAACUUGCCUGGCAAAGAUCCUUGGAAUUUAUCAGGUUUCCACAAAGCAUGUUAAAGGAGGGAAAGAAUGCAAGAUGGAUGUUUUGGCAAUGGAGAAUCUUUUGUACAGACGUAAUGUUACUCGGCUUUAUGACCUUAAAGGGUCUUCAAGAUCACGGUAUAAUGCUGACACAAGUGGGAACAAUAAAGUUCUGCUGGAUCAGAAUCUGAUUGAAUCGAUGCCAACUUCUCCAAUUUUUGUGGGGAACAAGGCAAAGCGGGUGCUAGAGAGAGCUGUCUGGAACGAUACUUCAUUCCUUGCUUCAAUUGAUGUGAUGGAUUACUCAUUAUUAGUUGGAGUGGAUGAGGAAAAGCACGAGCUGGUUCUGGGGAUCAUUGAUUUUAUGAGGCAAUAUACAUGGGAUAAGCACCUUGAAUCUUGGGUGAAGACGUCAGGCUUUCUUGGAGGACCUAGAAACACAACUCCAACUGUGAUUUCACCUGAGCAGUACAAGAAACGAUUCAGGAAAGCUAUGACUACUUAUUUUCUUAUGGUACCAGAUCAAUGGUCACCCCCUACAAUUGUUCCUAGUGGUUCCCAAUCUGACCUUAAUGAAGAGAAUUUUCAAGGUGGGAACGUUGAUUGAUAAAGCUGAAAUUUUUCUUUUUUUCUUUUUUAUUUUUUAUUCUCCUGUAUAUUGAAACAUGUAAAGUUGGAUAUCAUUUCCCUUGAAAAUUAGAAAUCAAUAGUUCCCAACCCCGCUCUCCUUUUCUGUUUUUACAUGUUUAUUCAGUUUCUUCUAAUGUAUCCAUGUGUUGAUUUUUUUCCCCCUCGCGUAUAAGAAAAGAAAUGCCAAGAAAUUGUUCCAUAGGGAUAGGGGGAAUAGUGCCAUUUUCUUUUUACAUUUUUUCUUUUCAUUUUUUAUUAUGGAAAGGGUAGAGCACUCUAGUAGGUGCAUAGUGCAGGAUUACAUCAUUAGGGCCUGAGUGGCUCGCUGUUAUUUGUUUCAUUUGAUGUAAAUCAAAUCUUUGUAUUUGGGUAUAUCAAAAAUUAACUUUUGAGUUGAUUGUUCUAAUUAA